Molecule: messenger RNA, 1247 nt
Organism: Betta splendens (Siamese fighting fish)
Lineage: Eukaryota; Metazoa; Chordata; Actinopteri; Anabantiformes; Osphronemidae
Gene: thoc3
Product: THO complex 3
Exons: 6
Coding region: 44-1012 (322 amino acids)
Biological process (GO): mRNA export from nucleus
Cellular component (GO): THO complex part of transcription export complex
Molecular function (GO): protein binding
Source: RefSeq, a predicted model, not a curated record
GACCAGCAGGUGGCGCUGGUGUCCACGUGCCCUGGAGUUUAAAAUGGCGUCGCAGUACUACCAGGAGAUGGAGGAGAGCUUCAAAAAUAACAAUAAAAGUCGCGAGUUCCCGGCUCAUACGGCUAAAGUGCACUCGGUGGCCUGGAGCUGUGACGGCAGAAGACUCGCCUCUGGGUCAUUUGACAAAACCGCCAGUGUUUUUAUCCUGGAAAAGGACCGUUUGGUGAAGGAGAACAACUACAGAGGCCACGGUGACAGCGUGGAUCAGCUGUGCUGGCAUCCAACCAACCCCGACCUGUUCGUUACAGCGUCUGGAGACAAAACCAUCCGCAUCUGGGACGUGCGCACCACCAAGUGUAUCGCUACCGUCAAUACUAAAGGAGAGAACAUCAACAUCUGCUGGAGCCCUGACGGUCAGACUAUUGCUGUGGGAAACAAGGAUGAUGUCGUUACUUUCAUCGAUGCAAAGACCCAUCGCUCCAAAGCAGAGGAGCAGUUCAAGUUUGAGGUGAACGAGAUCUCCUGGAACAACGACAACGACAUGUUCUUCCUCACAAACGGCAACGGCUGCAUAAAUAUUUUGAGCUAUCCAGAGCUGAAGCCCAUUCAGUCCAUCAACGCUCACCCGUCCAACUGCAUCUGUAUCAAGUUUGACCCCACAGGAAAAUACUUCGCUACAGGAAGUGCAGAUGCCCUGGUCAGUCUGUGGGAUGUGGAGGAGCUGGUGUGUGUCCGCUGCUUCUCCAGGUUAGAUUGGCCAGUGAGGACACUGAGCUUCAGUCAUGAUGGCAAGAUGUUGGCCUCGGCCUCAGAGGAUCACUUUAUAGAUAUCGCAGAGGUGGAAACAGGAGAGAAGCUGUGGGAGGUUCAGUGUGAUUCUCCAACCUUUACUGUGGCCUGGCACCCGAAAAGGCCGCUGUUGGCCUACGCCUGUGACGACAAGGAGGGAAAGUACGACAACAACAGAGAGGCGGGCACUGUCAAACUGUUCGGUCUCCCCAACGACUCAUGAGAUUGAUCGCCUCAGUUUCUGCUGGUAAAAACAGGUGUUUUCUAAGAAAGGGAAGCCGCUUUCCAGCCGAGCAGAAGUUGCAGCAGUAACUUCAUGCCACCAGCAGAUGGCGCCUCUGUUCCAGUUUCCUCUAGGACCGUUAGCUUCCGUUCAUACACACAAAUCACAGUGUAAUAUAUUGUCUUUUUGUAAAAUAUGCUUCGUUUUGAUAUUAAAAAUCUGUUUCUUUUUUUAA